CGAGGGUCUUCAGGCAAACCUAAGGUCUUCUUCUCUUCUCUUCUUUUAGAUUUGUCUCUUUAUCUUCUUAAUUAACUAUGUUUCUUGGUUUCGUGUACACAGGAUUUGAGUUGCUACGGUAUGGGUUUAUGACUGACCUGACAUCUGCUCUCGAAGUCUAUGACAUUUCUUGCCAACUGAAUGUGGAUGAGCAGCUUUUCCCAGCCUGUAAGAUGACAUUCUCCAUACCCAGGACAAACAGUGAAGCUACUAUUGCCAUGGCCAGGAAUGCUCUUGAAUAUUUGCAAUUGCUGCCAUCUUUUGAUCCUCGUAUGGUGAUAAACUACCUCAAAGGAAGUUCUGCUGUAGAUAUCCUGACCGGUUAUCAGGAAAAUGGGCUUGCUUCAAUUCAUGAAAUCAAACAAAAUCAGUUCUCUGAGCGGAACACACUCCUCUUUCAUUCUUUGGAGGAACUUGAACGUCUUACUGGAUGUUAUAUUUGGCAUGAUUAUGAGUCCCGGGUUAUUAUUGUGGGUACGACUGAAGGAUCAAGUCUAGCAAGGGAGGUUGUGGAAGACUGCAUCGUUCGUAAUGUGCCUCCUGCGCACAAAUUCAACGAACUCAUGACAAGUCAAGCGUCACAGAAACUUGAGACUUCACGUUUGUGAACUUUUAUUCUCAUCGACUGGAAUCUCAAUGAAUCUUUACGUAUGGUACUAAAGCUAUGCAACUCUUGUUCUUAGUCAUCU
Fragaria vesca subsp. vesca is the source of this 728-nucleotide messenger RNA. RefSeq lists its product as uncharacterized. The record is from RefSeq and is a predicted model, not a curated record. Bases 78 to 647 code for a protein of 189 amino acids. Gene Ontology annotation, molecular function: RNA binding. The transcript is spliced from 6 exons. NCBI's taxonomy places the organism in Eukaryota, Viridiplantae, Streptophyta, Magnoliopsida, Rosales, Rosaceae.